Messenger RNA from Penicillium arizonense, 333 nucleotides. RefSeq names its product ACT domain-containing protein. NCBI's taxonomy places the organism in Eukaryota, Fungi, Ascomycota, Eurotiomycetes, Eurotiales, Aspergillaceae. The record is from RefSeq and is a predicted model, not a curated record. The transcript is spliced from 2 exons. Bases 1 to 333 code for a protein of 110 amino acids.
AUGGCAGGCGAAAAUAAUCUCCAAACCCUCCUAGCAACAAUGCGACCAAGCCUAGACCCAACAACCUACGUCUUCCUAACAACAAAACAACCCCUCCAUUCGCUACCCCUAUCAACCCUUGAACCCCAACUCCUCGUCCAAGAAGAAGAGGGCACGACAAUCGUGACAACAGAAGCCCUAGCCAAAUCCCACGGCUUCACCGAAUCAACCUUCCCCUGCAAGAAGAUCACGCUUACCAUCCACUCCAGUCUGGAAGCAGUUGGCCUCAUCGCUGCUAUUAGCAAUCGGCUUAAGGAUCAUGGCAUCAGUGCUAAUGUUGUGAGUGGGGGUUGA